CUCGCCUCUUUCCCCACGCCGCCUGCUUCCGGUGAGAAGUAUAGCAGUGAGCUACUCCUACAACGGAGUGACCGAUCUACCACCACCACCCCACACCCACACGCCGCUCGCCCUCGUCUCGAGAUCUCUGGCGCUUCCCAUGAAUCCCCACCCCCUCCGCCUCGGCGCGCUCUUGGCGGCCCUCGUGCUUGCCGCCGGCGGCGGGUGGUGGGGCCGUGCGGAGGCGUCGAUCCACACCUACGGGCGCGAGUCGUUCCGCGAGGUGGGCAACGCUUUCCUCCUCUCCGGCGGCAGCGAGGGCAUCGUCGCCGACGGGGCCGAUCUCGCCGCCCCCGCCUCCUCCUUCAUCAAGUUUGUGAAUGUUACUUUCUGGAGGAACGCAGAAUCAGCAGAAUCACAUGCAAAAAUGGCACAUAGUACAGGCUUGGUGCAAGCUAUUUUAUUUGAAGCAGCUGACAGGGAUAACAUUGGGGGUUCUGCCUAUGGUGGACAGAGGUCCAUUUGUUGCACCCCUGACCUUGCUAAACUAGAGGGCUGCAAACAAGGUGAAGUAAUCAGGAGGCCAUCUUCUGAUGACCCAGAUUGGCCUGUCGUGGUAGAUACACACUUCAGUGCUAAUCACCUUUCAGUGAAGUUGGAUGACGAGGAAGUUCACAUUACAAAGACAGGCAUGUACAACUUGUUCUUCAUUUCUUGUGAUCCAAAACUAAGGGGCCUUGCUAUGAGUGGGAAGACAAUCUGGAGAAAUCCUGGGGGGUACCUACCAGGACGAAUGGCACCUCUGAUGAGAUUUUAUGUUUUCAUGUCGCUGGCAUAUCUGUUAGUCAUGGUUGUCUGGUUUAGCAAUUACAUAAGGUUUUGGAGGGAUAUACUGCCAAUACAGAAUUGGAUCACACUAGUAAUUGCUCUUGGACUGUUUGAGAUGACACUAUGGUACUUUGAGUACUUAAACUUCAACAGCAGCGGUGUACGACCUGUCGGAAUUACAACUUGGGUUGUAACUGUUGGCGCUAUCAGAAAAACAAUUUCCCGUCUACUGAUCCUUUCUAUAUCCAUGGGAUACGGUGUUGUUCGCCCAACUCUAGGAGGGCUCACCUCUAAGGUUUUACUCCUUGGGCUUACAUAUUUCCUGGCUUCUGAAUUACUGGAUAUUUCAGAAAAUGUUGGAACAAUUAAUGACAUCUCAGGCAAAGCAAAGCUUUUCCUUGUCCUUCCUGAUGCAUUUUUGGAUGCUUUUCUCAUACUUUGGAUUUUCACUUCUCUUUCCCGCACUCUCGAGAAAUUACAGGCAAGGAGGAGUUCUGUGAAAUUGGAUAUAUACAGAAAGUUCACAAAUGCACUGGCGGUCUCUGUCAUAGCUUCAGUUGUCUGGAUUGGCUAUGAGGUGCGUAAAUCCCAUUAUAUACAUGGACAAUAAAAAUUGUGACCGCUUCAGACUGUACUUCAUAAUCCGAUUAAAUAUUUACUUCAUUAAGGGCAUGAACUAUGGUGGCAUAUGGAUAUAGAUGCCCCAUGAGAAAAAGUGGUUUGAGGCACCUACAUUGAUCUUUUCUCCCCAAUGUAAGCUACCACUAGGGGGCCUCAUCAAGGAGUAGAAAAUAAAGACUAGUACACAUGCAUCUCUACUCUCCACUUCAACUUUUUAGCUUUUUACACCGGACCACACAUUUUCUCUCCAAGCACCCGCCUCUUGCAGAGGAUCCCGCUUCCCCAUCUGAACCUACUUUUCCUGAUAUCUGAUCCUACAUGGCAUGCGAGGCAUCACCCUGAGGCUAUGCAUUGGCCAUGCCCUAAUGUGAUUCUUAGGAAGUAUCUUUUUUCUUGAACACAUCAAAAUGUUGUCUGUAUUUGCCUUCUUAGGAAAUAUUGCUGCCAAUAUGUCUUUGUGUGAUGUCCCAUCCUUCGUAGGUGUGGGGAUCACAUGAUAUAACUAGAAGCAUUUCACGUCACGCGCUUUGUUGCGCCGCUUCCGCAAAUGGACUGCAGCAUCCUCAUAUUUGCACAUCAGGACAACCUAUCACACUCAAUGCAACCUAUCACACUCAAUGCACGGACAUGCAUCAGUCUUGGCCUGCUUAGAUAAACAUCAAUGACAUGUAAAAAAUGGUUUGGCAGCCCCUUACUGUGAUAGUAUUGGUGGCUCUAAUAUCCCUUGUGAACUCAUCCAUCACCAUGGCAAAAGGAUAAGGGCUCAAAGCUUACCCUGGCAAAAUGGUUUGAAGCCAUGGCAAAAUGGUUUGGUGCAGUUCUGUUUUAAUAGGGAAGUCAUUAGUGGCGCCAUCACUUGUACGGACACUUGUCACAACAUUAUCGUACAUGUCCUUGAUGAGGGUAAUGUACUUGUUGGGCUUUGUGUUUCUCCAAGGCCCAACACAUGACAUUCCGCGGUAUCUUAUCGUAGGCCUUCUCCAAGUUAAUGAACAUUAGAUGCAGGUCCUUCUUUUCCUCCCUGUAUCUCGCCUAAGUUGCCGUAUCAAGAAAAUGACUUCCAUGGUCGAUCUACCAGGCAUGAAAUAAACUGAAAUUUUGUCCCGCCUGUCAUUCCUCUUAAGCGAUGCUCAAUAACUCUCCCAUAGCUUCAGUGUAUUGCUCACCAGCUUAAUUCCACAGUUGUUAGUAUAACU
This is a messenger RNA of Triticum urartu, 2624 nucleotides long. The record is from RefSeq and is a predicted model, not a curated record. NCBI's taxonomy places the organism in Eukaryota, Viridiplantae, Streptophyta, Magnoliopsida, Poales, Poaceae.